This is a messenger RNA of Beta vulgaris subsp. vulgaris (sugar beet), 2021 nucleotides long. RefSeq lists its product as uncharacterized. NCBI's taxonomy places the organism in Eukaryota, Viridiplantae, Streptophyta, Magnoliopsida, Caryophyllales, Amaranthaceae. Gene Ontology annotation, molecular function: molybdate ion transmembrane transporter activity. Gene Ontology annotation, cellular component: membrane. The record is from RefSeq and is a predicted model, not a curated record. The transcript has 9 exons. Gene Ontology annotation, biological process: molybdate ion transport. The coding region runs from base 232 to 1587 and encodes 451 amino acids.
UGCUCACUAUACCAAAUUACCAAUACGGAAAUUAUAACUCCACUACAAAAGGCGCUUGAUCAAUUUAGUUUUUGUUCUCCACUCUAGAUCUCAUCUUCAAAAAUAAAUUACACCAAACUGAAAAUUUCCAUUUCCUUCUCCAUAUUUCAACAUCAAUGGCGGACGAAUAAACUCAAUCUAAGCUCAAACUUUCUACUAUUUAUUCUGCAACUUCUUGAGAAAUAGUCGAAAAUGGGAGUAGUAAUCGAUAGCGAAGUAUGGAAGCUAAAUCCGUCAGUUUUUAUCUUCAUAAUCGUCGCUUCAUUCUUAUCGAUUUUCGUCUUACCUCACUUCUCUAAUCGAACGACGUCGUCAAUUUCCGACGUAAAUGCGGUUUCAUCUUCUUUCUCCUUCAUCAGUUUCCAACGAAAAUUCCUCUUCUUCUAUUCUCUCUCCUCAGUGUUGGAAGGUUUAUCAUUGGUGUAUGGAGAGUUUGAAAUGGUAGAUAUUGGACUCACAAAGCAGCAGAUGAUAGUUUUGCUAUCUGCUGGAUGUUUAGCUUCGCUUAUUUUUGGUACUUUCUUAGGCAUGAUUUCUGAUGCUAUAGGCCACAAGAAAUUUUGUCUUCUAUUUUCCAUCCUACAUUUGAUCAUGGGUGUGUGGAAAACACUUGCAGCUCAUCCUACUGUAUGGAUAGCCAACAUCUGCUUGUCUCUUGCCAGCUCCAUAUUUUCGUUCAGUUUUGAAACUUGGAUGGUGCUUGAACAUGACAAGCAAGGGUACAGGCAAGAUGCAUUGAAUGAUACAUUUUGGUUAAUGAUUUUUUCUGAGUCAGCAUCUUUAAUUGCAAGCCAAGUUCUUGGAAAUUGGGCACUUGGCUAUGGUUCAAAGAGUUUAAUUUCUCCGUCAGUCAUAACAAUGCUCUUGGCAACUAUCAAUCUUGCUUUGACCGCCAGAGGAUGGUCAGAAUCUCCAGCAAGGAGAAGACUUAAGGAGCACAGAGCAGAGUUUUUUGCAUAUAUAUUUGGUGAUAAACGGAUAUGGCUUUUGGGAUGUGCCCAAGCUUGUCUUCACUUCUCUGUUGCUGUAUUCUGGAUAUUGUGGGCACCAACUAUAGUGGCUGAUGGGCGUGAAGUACAAUUAGGGUUGAUAAUUCCAUGUUUGCUGGGUGCAAGGAUGCUAGGGAGCACAGUCCUUCCUUGGACCUUAAGUGGAUUACUAUCACUUCGCAUUGAAGAUUACCUGUUGUAUGAAUUCAUCAGUGCUGGGAUUCUCCUGUCUAUUGUAGCUUAUGAUUACCAGGAAAUAGGAGUUUUGGUUGCGCUUUUUUGCUUAUUCCAGGCUGUUGCUGGCCUAAUAUUGCCAUCACUUUCAAGGCUAAGGACCAUGUAUGUUCCAAAUGAGUUCCGAGCUGGGAUGAUAAGCUUGUCUCUGGCUCCAGCAAAUGCUGCUAUCCUGUGUGUUCUAAUCCAGGGUGGUUAUUACAAGAACAUCUAUAAUUCUAGUAUUGCAGCCUUUGCUGCUCUGGGCCUGUUCUUGGCAGCGGGUUGCAUGCACCUGUUGAAGAAUUUAGGCAAACAGCCUCACCAGAGUUGGCACAAACAAUGAUCCUAGCCUCGCCAUUGAAGGUUGGUAAUUGCACCGGAAAGACAAUCUGGUUUUAUGAAAACUUGAUGCUGAUUAUAAUGUAAAAAUAGCCGAACAUCCUGCAAUUCUAGUACUCUCAUCAAGUUCAGAAGUUAAAACAUCAUGAGGUGAUGGAAAUUCUAAUUGAAUUUUGCAGUUUGCACCCUGGAACAGGCAUUCUGCUGGUUUAGCCAAAGUAUGUGGCAACGAACUGGAACUACCAGCUCGUCAGGGGUUUACCAAUUCUUUACAAAAGAUAGGUGUUUACUGCUUAUAGAUAGUACUACGUAGGAUGACCUUUUGUUUCUCCUUUUAUUAACUUAUAUGAAGUAUAUAUCUCCAUUUUUGCUGUAGCUGGUGCACAACAAUCAUAAUUUUAAUCGAGAUUAUAUGUACUAGUUGUUGAUGUUUUGACA